This is a messenger RNA of Candidula unifasciata, 612 nucleotides long. Lineage: Eukaryota; Metazoa; Mollusca; Gastropoda; Stylommatophora; Geomitridae. The record is from the annotation of a GenBank genome assembly.
AUGGCGUCAGGAGCGACAGAAUGUGUACAGCUCAGGAGAAACGAGACUAGCCAGCCAUGGGGAUUCCGCCUGCAGGGCGGUCGAGACGUUGGCCUGCCUUUGUUCAUUGUCCAGGUCAACCCCAAGGGUAUCGCCGGCAGAGCAGGGCUCCACAACGGCGACGCCGUCAUUCAGAUUUGUGGGACACCUGUGCACGGUUACACGCACCAGGAGGCCAAGAAUGAGCUUAUGAGAGCCGGCAACGAGGUGGACCUGUAUGUUGUCAGGAACGCUGUGGACAUCUCUGACCCGGUGGUGAAAGCCAAGUGUGGAGUGGGACAGACCAACAAGAGGGUGGAACUGGAUGAAGGCAGCAUUAACCCACACAUGAAUGAGGGCUCGCUGUUCAGAAAUGUCACCCCUAAAACUUACAAAAUUCUAGAACAGCAACUUGGCUCCUCCGAACCUCCGGCAUCUGCUCUGUCUCAGCAGCCAGCACAACAGAUGGAGCCUGUACAUGCCCAGUCAGCCCAACCCAAGCCUUCCUCCAUCUUUGACAGAAAGAAGCAGGAAAGAUCAGACUACUUGGUGGCACAAGGGCAGUCUAUUCAGAAAACCUAUGGGGAACAGUGA